AGUUUGCCCCACAUCUUUAUCGCUAUAACUACCCUCCACGAGUGAGACAGUCAGUGAUGGAGCCUUCCGCAGGGGACAGACCGCCACGCGCUCUCAGGUGAUUCUCUGUCUCUUUCUUUUUCUGCCUUUUUGGGAAAUUUGUCAACUCUGAGGAUGAUGAUGAUGAUGAUUAUGUUCAUCCAGCCUGUGGGAAGAAAAACUACAAACGGACUCUAAAUAAAACACAUCCUCACCCGCCGCGUGGAUCCAAACUUCACCAGAAACGGUUUUACAGAUUCUCCCGGCGCAACAGUGUGCGGCUAACUGGGACCUGGUGUGUGUCAGGAGGCUAUGGUGAGGCCAUGUGCACGGGCUGGUGUGAGGCGAGAUGUAACGGCCUCAGUGGAGGAAGACGUAAAGGACUGGAUCUUCACUCAUGGCUGCGUGUGUCACUCCUGUUCUUGGCUCUGUGGGGCCAAGUGUUCCCGCAGUGCCCGGACAGCUGCCACUGUGCCUGGGACACGGCCACGGUGUUGUGCUCGGAUGCCGGGCUGCGGGAGAUCCCAGAGGGGAUCCCACCAGAAACCGUCUCCCUCCACCUGGAGCGCAAUUACAUACGGAACAUCCCGGAGAGUGCCUUCAGUAACCUGGUCCGCUUGCGGGACCUGUACCUGUCCCACAACCGCAUCGACUCGCUUGCCUCCGGGGCCCUGCAACAUCUGGGGCCCGAGCUACGCCUGCUGGACCUCUCGCAUAACCAGCUGAGGCACGUCAGCAAGGAGGAGUUUGGUUCCACUCGUGCAAAGACGCGUCUUUACCACAAUCCCUGGCACUGUGACUGCACACUCCAGGAGCUGAUGGAGACUCUGAACCUGGAGCCCGAGACGGUGAAUGGGAUAAUAUGUGAGAGCUCUGUGCGGGGGGUGGGUGAGGGCAGCAGGUGGGAGGAUCCGGGGUCACUGGGCGAGCACGCAGGCCAACCGCUGGUUAAACUGCUGGACUCUGGGGUGAAUUUCUGCAGUCUGCAGAGGAAGACCACUGACGUAGCCAUGCUGGUGACCAUGUUUGUGUGGUUCUUCAUGGUCAUUGUGUACGUAGUGUACUAUGUGAGGCAGAACCAAGCCGAGGCUCGCAGACAUUUGGAGUACCUGAAGAGUUUGCCCAGCCCACGCAAGACCCCUACUGAGACAGAUACUCUCAGUACUGGUUUCUAAACUCCUGCUCAGCUGAAAUUUAAAUGAAAAUGUUAUUUUUACCAACCUUGACUUUGAAAUUCUGUGUGGAGUUAUGGUGAAAACCAGCAGUGGAAGAUGCACACACAGAGGAAACGCAGCUCCCGAACACCUGCAAACGUCUUCAUAUUUCCUUUCCCAUCAUAUUUGUUGCGAAUUGUGGUUAAAACAAAUACUUGCUUAGUCAUCCCACCAUCUCUACUGAGAGGAAAUUUAAAAAUCCCUAAAAGUACAAAGUGAAAGUGUAACAUGUAAGACAUCUUCUUGCAGCCCCUCUUUUAUCCUCCCACCAUGCUUCAUGCUGUGUUCUUUUAUCUUAAAUUAAGCUCUAAUUAGCAGUCGUUGACCAACUGACCCUUAAUGAACUACUGAAAGGCACUAAUCAGCUGGAGUGUGUUUAUCAGGUCGAGGACAGCGUGCAAACGCUAAUGUGUGUCAUCUUAUAAUUGCUUGUCUAAUAUGUGUGCGUACGUGUGCACGUGCAUUUUUGUGCAUUGCUGUGGCCGUUUUUACUUUGAUAUUAUUGAUUUUGCACAGACAUAAUUUAAGCCUUUUUCAAUAUAUCAGCACUGAGACGGUGUUUAUGUGUCAGUGGAAAGCCUCUGAUCUAUAUUUCUUCUAAGGAAUCCAUUAGAGCUGGAGGUGAACUAUUGUGUGUCCGUUUAGUAUACAUACCCAGUAUCGCCUGGUAGACAGAGAGUCCAAAUCAAUUUAGAAAACAAUUAUUAAUACACAUAUUUAUCCAGAGAGGAGCUGGUAGAAAACCUCGAGUCCUGAUUAUUUGGGGCUGCAUUUCUUUUUCUUUUCCACAACCCUAUCCCAAUCGAUUUUCUUUUAAAAGGCAGUGUGAAAAUAAGCAAAACACUUUGAUAAUAAAUUGCUUUGAUUAGAACACGACAGAUUGUAGUGUUACAAUUAAUGCUAUUCCUGUAGGUGUACCGCAGGUGCACUGAAUCGUCAGCCUAGCUUUUUGCACGCAUGCAGAACAAACCCUGGCUGGAUAAACAUCCGCAUUUCACCCAGUAUCACACGAUUUAAUUGAAUUCAGAUUUACUGUGGUAAUAUGUUAGCAUUCUGUGAGGAGAGGGUGUGCAAUGUGAUUUAAUAAAUCUGGAUUUGUCAUCCUCCACUGUUGCAUUAGAGACUGUAAAAAGCCCUAUUUUCAGUUUUCUAGUCAACCUCUUUAAAACGUGUCUCCAUACCGGAGUGUGGGAUCAUAAAUGGGGAAAAGUAAGCUUGUUAUUUACGGCAUAAUUUUAGCUUCCACUCUCAUUAUAUUCAAACACACACAC
This is a messenger RNA of Neolamprologus brichardi, 2503 nucleotides long. RefSeq names its product leucine-rich repeat-containing protein 3-like. NCBI's taxonomy places the organism in Eukaryota, Metazoa, Chordata, Actinopteri, Cichliformes, Cichlidae. Gene Ontology annotation, cellular component: plasma membrane. The record is from RefSeq and is a predicted model, not a curated record. Gene Ontology annotation, molecular function: protein binding.